GGCAUUUGUCUUGCAUACACAACCAUCAAUAAAUUGUUUUCAAGUACAAAACAAACAUGAAGUUGGUGUGGUCAAUCUUGUUACUCGUUGCCGCCACGGCGGUGAUGAACGUAGCUGAAGGUUGGGAGGAAAUCCCCACCAGUAGUGGCGAUGGGAUCAUACGUGUCGGUGGCAAAGUGCUUUGCCAAGAUUGUACCGAGGGGUGGAAUGAAUGGGUUAAUGGAAAUAAACCUAUCGAAGGUUGUAUCGUUUCUGUGACAUGUAUGGACGAUAGGAAAAGGAUCAUCUAUUAUGAAAGCGACAUGACUGAUAAAGCUGGUGAGUUUGAGGUCACCAUAAACAAAUACAUCCGUGGAAAGAAGAUAAAUCCCGAAGCUUGUUUCACAAGGCUCGUUUCUUCACCCGAUCCUAUUUGCAACAUCCCCACCGAUUUUGCGGGAGGCAAAACCGGGGUCAAACUUGGCCGCCCAACCAUCAUGUACCGAGAUAUAAUCAAACACAUUCUUGGUCCGUUCUAUUACACAACACCUAUGUGUGAUGAGCCAAACACGAAUGAUAAUGAUAACGAUAACGAAGAUAAUUCAUAUGAGAAGGAAAAGAACUACUGAUACCUCAAUGUUUAGUUGUUCCAUUAAAUGAAUUUCUCAUUGUUUUGUUAUGCAAAAAUCGUAUAAAAUUGAAGGAAACUUUUUUUUUUUUA
Molecule: messenger RNA, 700 nt
Organism: Helianthus annuus (common sunflower)
Lineage: Eukaryota; Viridiplantae; Streptophyta; Magnoliopsida; Asterales; Asteraceae
Product: non-classical arabinogalactan protein 31
Exons: 2
Coding region: 57-608 (183 amino acids)
Source: RefSeq, a predicted model, not a curated record